AUGUACACAAACGGUACGGAAAUUUUGAGAACUGCCAAGAAGGAGGGGGAGGUGAACUGUCUUCAUGGUAUUCGAUUUUUGAGCAUGUGCUGGAUCAUUCUCGGUCAUACUUAUUACUACAUCGGAAAAAGCUUAACCACAGACAAUCUGAUCCCAACGCUGAUCGAUUUUCCCAAACAUUUUUAUACGCAAGUUAUCGUGCAGGCUCCUCUCGCUGUCGAUUCGUUCUUUUUGCUUAGCGGUCUACUGGCUUCAUAUAUCUUCUUUAAAAAAUUGCUAAAAGACAAAACCUUGCGAAAUCCUCGAAAUCCUCUAAUGUGGCUGAUGAUCUACGUCAAACGCUACACUAGGCUUACACCUACUUAUGCUGUAAUAAUGUUGUUCGACGUUACCUUGUUUACCUACGUAUCAUCUGGGCCCUUCUGGGCACCUAUUGAGAAAACAGGAUGUCGUAUAAGCUGGUGGACAAAUUUCAUCUAUAUGAACAAUUUUCUGCUACAGGACAAAGAGUGUGUAGGUGUUAACUUUAUUAGUGUCCAUCUGUGGACCAUCCAGCAAUGGAUACUUUGUGGGUUUAUAAUGUCAUUAGGAACAGGAUCCUGGCGUUAA
Molecule: messenger RNA, 609 nt
Organism: Strongylus vulgaris
Lineage: Eukaryota; Metazoa; Nematoda; Chromadorea; Rhabditida; Strongylidae
Source: the annotation of a GenBank genome assembly